AUGGAUCUAGUGUGUGCUCCUCCAGGAUCAGAGUGCGUCUAUAUGCGGCAACCUCAGUAUCCCUGUCAGCCAAAAUUAGUUUGUCCACCGCCGAAGCUGAUAUAUCCGCCACCACAGCUGGUCUGUCCUCCACCGAAACUAGUUUAUCCGCCACCGAAACUAGUUUAUCCACCACCGAAACUAGUCUGUCCACCGCCACAACUGGUGUGUCCUCCGCCUAGACUAGUUUAUCCACCACCCACAUUAGUCUGUCCACCUGCCAGAUGCGUCUGUAUGCUGCCUCAAUGCGUUUGUCCUCCGGCCAGAUGUGUCUGUCCACCACCCAGAUGUACCUGCCCGCCACCUAGACGUAUUAGUCCCCCACCUAAAUAUGCGUGUCCACCACCCAAAUAUAUGUGUCCUCCACCAAAACGUGACUGUCCUCCACCGAAAGGCGGUUGUCCUCCACUGAAAGGCGGCUGUCCUCAACCGAAAGGUGGCUGUCCUCCACCGAAAGGCGGCUGUCCUCCACCAAAAGGUGGCUGUCCUGCGCAAAAACCGGCUUGUCCUCCUGCAAAACUGUUCUGUAUGCCUGAAACACAAUCAACUGAUAUGUUUACAAUUGGAUCAAGCGAUAUGCUAACAACUGGGACAUCUGAUAUGUCAACAUUCCCGACAACUGGCUGCUCCACAUCAUCGUCUCCAAGGCCGAUGCCUAUACCAAAAGACCCCAUCCUAUUAUCUCCACCUGCACCACCAACUCGUAUGGACAAACCAUCAAAAUUUUGUCUUAAUACGACAUCAACUACUGAUGAUUCGUGUUCAUCGAAAUCUGACAGUACUUUCUCACCAAAAACCAUCUGUAUUCCAGCUCCCGAAGCAACCUGCGUUCCUCCACCACCUUCGGUUUGUGUAGCUCCACCACAAGUUAUCUGUGUUCGUCGACCUAAGCUAAUUUGCAUUCCUGAACCAGAACCAAUCUGCAUCAUACCGCAGGAAGUUUGCGUUCCUGCAUAUUACUGUUUAGAUGACGCCCUUUGUUGUUGUUAA
Messenger RNA from Adineta ricciae, 1029 nucleotides. Lineage: Eukaryota; Metazoa; Rotifera; Eurotatoria; Adinetida; Adinetidae. The record is from the annotation of a GenBank genome assembly.